UGUGUCACUUGUGGCAAUGUAUCAAAGGUAGGUAGUGUUGAUAUCCUUAGGGAGCACAUACUUCGACGUGGGUUUAGGCCUCAAUUUCAUGUUUGGGUUUGGCAUAGUGAGGAGGGAGUUUACAAAGAGAAAAGUGUUGUUGAGGACGUCAAUAAUGUGGCGGAUGUCAAUGAGGAUGUAGUUGAUCAUGUUGAUGGGUAUGAGACAUAUGAAGAGAAUGUCGAUGAGGAUGUGGAUCAUGUUGAUGAGAUGAUGGAGGGAGUCGAGAAUGAGUUAGGAAAACGUCCUCGUGUUUUUGACUUGUUGACAGAGGCUUCUCAAAAGCCUUUGUACCCGGGAUUUACAAAGUUCACCUAACUAACAGCAGUGUUGACAUUUUUCAACAUUAAGUCAAAGUUCAAUUAGAGUGACGCUUGUUUCACAAUGUUAUUAGAAGCGUUAAGUGAGAUGCUUCCUGAGGGAAAUGAACUUCCAAAGUCGACAUAUUAUGCCAAAAAGCUCAUGUAUCCUUUCGGCUUAGAGUACCAGAAGAUUCAUGCGUGUCUGAACGAUUGUGUGUUGUAUCGAAAUGAAAACGAGAACUUAGAAGAGUGUCCUAGGUGUGGGUUAUCGCGCUAGAAGCGUAAAGGGACUCAGGAUGCUAAAGGGCCCCCGGCUAAGGUAUUGUGGUAUCUUCCAAUAAUACCUAGAUUCAAGCGCUUGUUUUCUAUAAUGAAAGAUGCGUUAAAUUUGAGGUGGCAUGCAGAUAGGGUGAAGAAAGGUCACUUGCUCACACAUCCAUCUGAUUCUCCGGAGUGGAAGAGUAUUGAUAGGUUGCAUAAGACUUUGGAAGAUGAGGUUCGUAAUUUAAGGCUCGGACUGUGUACGGAUGGAAUGAACCCAUUUGGCAAUCUUAGUUCUCAACAUAGUACUUGGCCGGAACUUUUAGUGAUCUAUAAUUCGCCACCUUGGUUGUGUAUGAAGCGUAAGUACAUUAUGCUUUCGCUUCUUAUCUCGGGUCUUAAACAACCUGGCAAUGACAUAGAUGUAUAUAUUGCACCUCUCGUUGAGGAUUUGAGAAAGAUAUGGGAUGAAGGCGUUUCAGUGUUUGAUGCAUAUGCUAAUGAGGAGUUCACCUUGCGUGCAAUGCUUUUAUGCACCGUUAAUGAUUUUCCGGCAUAUGGAAAAUUACGGGGGUAUAAGAACAAAGGGAAGAAAUCAUGCCCAAUAUGUAUCGAUGACUUGGAAUCUACGUGGAUUCCUAAGUGCAAAUACGUAUUCAUGCACCAUCGAAAGUUCCUCCCACGAGACCACCAAUAUCGUAAGAAGAAAAAGUUGUUCAACGGGGAGGUUGAGGACCGUGUAGCUCGUCGACCAUUGACCGGUUAUGAGGUUUAUGAACAGGUUAAGGGAUUUGAGACUGUAUUUGGUAAAACGGGGCAAGUGCAAGAGGGUGAAGACCGAUUAUGGAAAAAAGAAGCAAUCUUUUGGAAGCUUCCAUAUUGGAGAGAUCUACAAGUUAGGCAUUGUCUUGAUGUUAUGCAUAUAGAGAAAAAUGUAUGUGAUGCCAUACUCGGGACUCUCAUGAACAUUCCGGGUAAGACAAAGGAUGUUAGGGCCAUGCGAGAUUGGUUUGAAUGUAAGGGUCUUCGUCCGGAGUUGUGGGCACAUGUUAAGGUUAGUAAGAAAAGAAAUAGAGCUGAUGAAGUUUGAACAACUCUCUAUGGAAUGAUACUGUGAAUCUUUUGCACAUCGAGAGCGAUGAGGACAAGAAGAAUGUGUUUCUUUCAGCUGUUGCUGAAAGAUUCAGAGAUUUCAAAUCCAAGCUAGUAAAUCGCUGGAUUACGAAGAGGCGUGCCCGUACGACCAAAAAGGUCAAAACGAAAAACGAAGGUGGAGAGCAAGCACCUUCAAAGAUGCCCUACGAAAUAUGGGGUCACAUAUCGAAGAGAGAUUGGGAGGCCUUUGUUGCCAAAAGAACAACUCCGAUAAAAGUUGAAAAGCAUGGUAAAUCUUCUGAUUAUGCAAGCAAAAAGAAGUUUUACCAUCGCUUGGGCCAAAAAACGUACGAUGAGGUUCGAAAAGAGUGGGUGGAUGCGGGUUUAUACCCCAAUCAAAGUUCAUCCAUGCCCUCAUCUACGACUACCUCCGUAUCCGUGAAUACUCCUGCUGGAGAUCGGGUGCGUGAUUGGUAUUGCGGGCUUCAUUUCUGAGAUGCAAUUGGUAAAUUUACCUUUAUUGAUCCGAGAACGAAGAAGGUUGCUGAUGUUGUGAUGGGCUGGAAGGAAAAAGAAGCUACGGAGGACCCCAAGAGGAAAUGUUGACGCAUUGCAUAUGGUCUUAGGGAAAGACCACAGUGAGCGGGUAGUCGGAAAAAGAGGCGUCAGCGUGGGGUUACAGAAGGCAUUCGACAAAGAGUGUGUUGCUACUCAAUCCCGAAUGACGCUGCGGGAUGAAGUAGCAACCCUCCAAGGAGAGAUUACGAAGGACGUUCUUGCCAAUCUGGCCGUCGUGUUGCAGAAGAUGGGAGCACCCGUUGUUGACUUAGCAAACCUGAUUGUCGAGGAUCAGGAAAGUCAACAUGGGGAUCCUAAUGCUUCGGUCGAGCCAACAUCCGAGCCCAUUACCCCCGUAGCACCCCUGCCCAUUACUUUCCCUGAAGGGGAAAACCCCACACCGGAGACCAUAAACUCCGUUGCUUAAAAUCCGGAGCCAGUGCUACAGGAGGCGACUCCUUGUUCUCUUUUGCUGCCUCAGUUAGGUGUUGCUAGUGAUGGCGAUUUAACUGAGGUUGCAUAUGGUGUGGCCCAGCCAACCAAAGAGGGCCAAACAAUGCAUUCGAUGCCUGUUACAAGUGGUCACAUCAGUGUGACCUUGGAAACUAUUGUAAAGGGGUUUGAAGAUUUCUCACUCCCGGUUCCAAUGCCAACAUGGAGCCUUGAGAAACUAUCAGACGCCCUAGGUAGUUUCGUCACAUGGCCAUAUGCAUGGGUCCGAUUCACUAACAUGCAAAAGAGUCCAAAGGGAUCUUGGAGAAAGAUCGGUUCCUCAGCAAAGGUGGCGACUGGGUCAAAGUCGAUGCCAAGCACUCUAAUUUUGACUGAUGCGGAGCUAAACGAUCUCUCUCAAGAUUGCAAAUGGCUGCACACUUGUGCAUCUCGCCUGCGUGAGGAGGACCCAAUCAUUCUAAACCUGCAGAAGGACCAAUUCUGCUUUUUAGAAAGCCCGUUUGUAAUUAUUGGUCCUAAUGACAUUGGGCAAUUUUUGAGAGGAGAGAUGCUGAACGUAGCUCUUAUCCAUGUCUACAAGAGGUGAUGCUCAAUAUCUUACAAGUUAGGCAUUGUUGUUUAAUUGUUUUAAUAACCAAAUUACUAACAAAAUUUUCUUAUUCGUGAGAUUAGUGCGGCUUACGAGUAGUUAAAUUCUUGCGAACCUCCAAUAAAAAUUGGAUGGUUUUGUCCAGAGUCGAUUUCGGGUACUAAAUGUGUAAAUGAUCUAGAUGACGUCAGAGCAUACAUUGAGACUGCUUUGACUAAUUCCCUUGUAUCUAAACACACGUUCAUUCUGCCUCCAUAUAUGGAAGAGUAAGUUUUAUUUUUGAAAUUGAACUUAUCUUUUGAUUUUUAAAGUCACAUAAUCUCUAAUUUGUAAAUUUUAAAUUUGCGUUUGUAAUUUGCAUUGGAUACUUUUGGUCAUAUGUCAUUUAACGAACACUGUGCACAUCUUCGACUCAUUACAAAAACCUCAAAGCCCGCCUCGCAAUACAAAAGUCAAAGCGUUAUUGAAUGCGUACGUAAUAUGAAUUAU
Messenger RNA from Amaranthus tricolor (Joseph's coat), 3786 nucleotides. RefSeq lists its product as uncharacterized. The transcript is spliced from 6 exons. The record is from RefSeq and is a predicted model, not a curated record. Lineage: Eukaryota; Viridiplantae; Streptophyta; Magnoliopsida; Caryophyllales; Amaranthaceae. Bases 712 to 1692 code for a protein of 326 amino acids.